UAAGCUUAUAAUUUUAGAUAUGAUUGGUCUAAUAGGCAAGAACCAGACAAGCUUUUUGGGUGGAUUCAAAAGUCUGUUGAAUUUUUCUACUAGCCUGACAUUGAAUAAAUCAUGGAGAUUGAUAGAAUGUCGUAAAACAAAGAAAGUCACUAUUCCAGUAGCUGGCAAACCAAGAAAGAGUAAAUAUGUUCCAAAUAAACCUCCAGCUGUUCCUAUUUAUAAGUAUGGUCCUUCACAUAUAUUCAAACAAAGUAAUAGAGGUCUAUAUGGAGGUAAAUUCAUUAGAAGUGGGUUUUCUUAUAUUGAAAACGAUCACUCUGUUACCAAAAAUAGAAGAAAAUGGAAAUUGAAUGUUUUGAAAAAAAAACUAUGGAGUGAAACGUUAGGGAAAUUAAUUGAGGUCAAAGUUGUUGCAAGUGUAUUGAGAACAAUCGAAAAAGAAGGUGGAAUUGAUAACUAUUUGAUUAAAGAAAAAUCAGCAAGAAUAAAAGAACUCGGGCCAUUCGGUUGGCAAUUAAGAUAUCAAGUUUUACGAAGAAUGGAAUUUAUGAAAAAACCAAAUAAUUGUUUGGAAUUGCAUGAGAAUAAAGGAAAUAAAACUCCAAUCUAUUUCAAAGUUCCUAUCAAAGGUGUUGAACAAAAAAUAAAAGUUGGCAAAAGAAAAGUCUUAGCUAAUUUAUACCAUGCUGAAAAAAUCAAACUUAAAAGUGGGUUUUCAAGAACAGAAUUCACCCGCCAAAAUAGAGAUUUGUCAAUUGAAGAAUUAAUCAAAAAAUUGGAAAAGCUUAAAUUUGAUUUUAAAAAAAUUGUCGUUGAGACACCAACUGUAACUAAAAAUGGUGGUGAAGCCAAAAGUAAACCUAAGAAAAAACAGGCUAAUCUAAGGGUUUAAUAAAAGUGUUUUACCUGAGAGUCUGGCUGAAAUAUAAAUAAUUUUGUUUUAAAUAUUCUUUAUCGUUACUUUUGAGUAAAUCCAAUUUGCUUGUAAAUAGCAUUUUUAAGGAAAUCAGUUGUAGAUAUCUAUCGAAAU
Molecule: messenger RNA, 1030 nt
Organism: Ascoidea rubescens DSM 1968
Lineage: Eukaryota; Fungi; Ascomycota; Saccharomycetes; Ascoideales; Ascoideaceae
Gene: MRPL24
Product: mitochondrial 54S ribosomal protein bL28m
Exons: 1
Coding region: 20-892 (290 amino acids)
Cellular component (GO): mitochondrial large ribosomal subunit
Molecular function (GO): structural constituent of ribosome
Source: RefSeq, a predicted model, not a curated record